Molecule: messenger RNA, 438 nt
Organism: Ichthyophthirius multifiliis
Lineage: Eukaryota; Ciliophora; Oligohymenophorea; Hymenostomatida
Product: protein kinase domain protein
Exons: 1
Cellular component (GO): cytosol
Source: RefSeq, a predicted model, not a curated record
AUGUUCUAAGAAUACAGAAACGGUUAUGGAAAUUUAACUUUUUCAAAUGGAGGAGUAUACAAAGGUUUUUGGAAAAUAAACAAAAUGCACGGAAAAGGUACCCUAUAUUACCCUAAUGGGCAAAAAGCAUAUGAAGGAUAUUGGUAUGAGGACUAGUUUAAUGAAUAUGGUCAUUUAUUUAACAAUAAAUUUAAAAUUUUUAAUACAAAAUUCGACUAUAAAGAUUUUUCUUAAAUUAAAAAUUAAUGGAUUAAAUAUGAAGGUGAAUUUAAUUUUGAUAAAAAACAAGGUUUUGGAACUAUUUUUUUAGCAAAUGGGGAAAAAUAUAUAGGAAAUUUUAAAUAGGAUAAAAUACAUGGAUAUGGCAUGUUUUAUGACAUUAAUGGAUAAUGUAUAAGUGGAUAUUGGGAAAAUAAUUUAUUAUUAAAAAAAAUGUGA